This is a messenger RNA of Penicillium angulare, 1191 nucleotides long. RefSeq names its product OSTA/TMEM184 family protein. Lineage: Eukaryota; Fungi; Ascomycota; Eurotiomycetes; Eurotiales; Aspergillaceae. The transcript has 6 exons. Gene Ontology annotation, molecular function: transporter activity. The record is from RefSeq and is a predicted model, not a curated record. Gene Ontology annotation, biological process: transport. The coding region runs from base 1 to 1191 and encodes 396 amino acids.
AUGGGUUUUCUGAGUCCGAGGGCGUCUUUGGGUAGCGGUGGCUGCAAAAUACCCGACCACCUUGCACAAUAUUCCACUGCACCAUUUGUGGGAAAUCUCUCAUUCUACCACUUCAACAUGAUCGUAUCCGGUGCCUGCACUGUGGUAGUAUUGAUUGUGAUGUUUUCGCUGAUGGCACGCCAUGCGACACACAUGAGCAACCCCAACGAACAGCUCAAAAUUAUGCGAAUUUGCAAUCUCAUCCCUUCCUACCAAGUCCUAUCCUACGUUUCAAUCGUUGUUCCCAACUCCUACAUCUACCUCAAAGGCUUCGGCGAGGUGAUGCAGGGCGUAGCUCUCUAUUCAUUCGUCAUGCUGCUUUGCGACUUUAUGGCCCCGACCGAUGAGGCUAAAGUGAAGCUCUUUUCUUCCCUUGAGAUAAGGAGACAAUGGCAACCAAAGAAGAAAAGAAACGGUCUUGCUUUCCUGAAAUUAACAUGGUAUUGCGUUGUUCAAUAUCCAGUCAUCACUUGGAUUGCCGCUGUCAGCCAAGUUGUGACCCAAGCACUCCACCUUUACUGCCUGCCAAGUACAUCUCCUAAAUUCGCUCACGUCUGGCUGGAAGUAGCUACCUCGUUGUCAACGUCAAUCGCAGUAAACGCCAUUCUACAAUUCUACAUGAGAACAAAGGAACACAUCAAAGAGCACCGGCCACUCCUUAAACUGGUGGCAUUCAAGCUAGCCGUUGGACUGGUUAUUUUGGAGCAGAUUAUUUUCCUCGUCCUUACAGCAACGGGCGUUCUAAACAAAAUGACGACGUUGACCUACAUCGACACAAUGAUGGGUCUCCCAACAAUGGUAAUCUGCAUACAAAUGGUACCAAUUUCCUUCUUUAUCCUAUACGCUUAUCCCAAAAAGCCCUACGAGAUUCCAUACAAGCCGCAUGUCCUCCGACCCCAGGCAUACCAUCCCCUCGGCGAUGGAGAUGAAGAGACCUUGAUGAACAACACUCAGAAGACCUACCAAGGUGGUCGCUGGGGACUACAUGCCUGGGCUGUUUACUUAAAUCCGAUUGACAUUUUCCAAGAAGUUUUGUCUGCUUAUAAGAUGAUCUCUCGCGCACGGGCCAUGCAGAAGGCUCAAGUGAAGGAGGAGAUCCAGGAGGAAAUGGCACAAUACGAGACGGGAUAUGAUAAUCACCAGGGGGCUUGA